AUGAAAUUGAAGAAACCUUCACUGUUUUCUUCUUCCUUGCUCUGCGCCGUUCCGUGUGUUCUUCUCUCUCAAGCUCCUCGCAGGGUAAGGGUUUCAUCAUCCGUUUUCGUCAAUGCGAAGCCUGUAACAUUGAGAAACCGCGCUGUUAAUUUGCGCGUAUAUUAUUCCAUGGCCCCUGCUGAUCAGAACCGCUCUCGCCAUCAUGACGAAAGCUCUUCAAAACCUAACAAGAAAAAGAAGUCAAGCCACAACUUAGAAAAGAAUCUCUUUGUCAAUCUUAAUUUCUGUUCCAAGUCCAAAGACCUCUCAGCUGCGUUGGCUCUUUACGAUGCAGCUAUCACUUCUGGUGAUGUCCGCCUCGGUCAGCAACACUUCCAAAGCCUUCUUUACCUCUGCUCCGCGUCCAUUAGUGAUCCAUCUCUUCAAACCCUUGCCAUCGAUCGUGGCUUCCAGAUUUUUAACCGUAUGGUUAGUUCCGGGAUAACUCCUAACGAGUCCUCCGUCACUGCAGUGGCACGAUUAGCUGCUGCAAAGGGUGAUGGUGAUUAUGCUUUCAAGCUUGUUAAAGACUUUGUUGUUGUUGGGGGUGUAUCGGUCCCUCGACUGAGAACCUAUGGUCCAGCUUUGCUCUGUUUCUGUGAUAAAUUGGAGGCUGAAAAGGCUUACGAGGUGGAAGAGCACAUGGAUGCUUCAGGUAUUGCGUUGGAGGAGGCAGAAAUCUCGGCUUUGCUGAAGGUAAGCGUUGCCACGGGUCGAGAAAACAAGGUUUAUAGAUAUUUGCAUAAAUUAAGAGAAUGUGUCGGCUGCCUUAGUGAAGAAACUUCAAAAAUUAUCGAGGAAUGGUUCUGUAGAGAGACAGCUAGCGAGGUUAUCGAAAGUGGGAUUGGUUCUGAUGUUGAGUUGCUUAGAGCAGCUGCUUUGAAGAAUGGAGGUGGGUGGCACGGUCUUGGGUGGAUUGGUAAAGGAAAAUGGAUUGUGAAGAAAGGUAAUGUUAGCCAAGCCGGAGAAUGUUUGAGCUGUGGUGAGCAUUUGGCUUGUGUAGAUACCAAUGAGGUCGAGACUGAGAAAUUUGUGGAUUCUUUGGUGGCUUUGGCUAUGGAGAGGAAGGCGAAGAUAAAUUCAUGUGAGCCAAUGGCGGAUUUCAGCGAGUUUCAGGAGUGGCUUAAAAAGCAUGGAGAUUACGAAGCUAUACUAGAUGGAGCAAAUAUUGGACUCUACCAACAAAAUUUUGCAGAUGGUGGUUUCAGUCUAACACAGCUUGAAGCUGUAGUGAAGGAGCUUUACAAUAAAAGUGGUAACAAAAAAUGGCCGCUAAUUCUCUUGCACAAGAAACGGGUCAAUGCGCUCUUAGAAAACCCUAUUCACGGGAAUCUGGUGGAAGAAUGGAUUAACAACAAUGUCCUAUACACAACUCCACCAGGUUCUAAUGAUGAUUGGUAUUGGCUUUAUGCUACUGCUAAACUCAAGUGUUUGCUUGUGACUAAUGAUGAGAUGAGAGAUCACAUUUUCGAACUCUUAAGUAGCAGUUUCUUCCAAAAAUGGAAAGAAAGACAUCAGGUUCGGUAUACGUUUGUGAAAGGUUGUUUAAAGCUUGAAAUGCCACCUCCAUUUUCGGUUGUGAUUCAGGAAUCUGAGAAAGGAUCAUGGCAUGUGCCAAUCACGUGCCAAAACAAUGAAGAAUCUUUAAGAAAUUGGAUUUGCAUUACAAGGCAGAGUUUAUAG
Arabis nemorensis is the source of this 1722-nucleotide messenger RNA. The record is from the annotation of a GenBank genome assembly. Lineage: Eukaryota; Viridiplantae; Streptophyta; Magnoliopsida; Brassicales; Brassicaceae.